UUUCUUCUCCGUCACUCCGUCUGCCAGUCUCUUUACUUCAGUGCAAUAAAUUCUAUGCAGCUACAGCUUCUCACUAGACAGCAGCAAAAUCAAAUAAAAGAAAAAAAAAUAGAAUUUCUUGUUGCCUUCGCUGUGCAUUAAUUCAAUAAUUUUACAACACAAAAUACUGACAAAGUUUCUCACACAAAAAACUGCCAAAAAAUGAAUACUCGCGAACGUAUUCACAAUCUCGAAUUAAUCUAUCAAGUUUGUUGUGCUGAAAUGAAAAAACUCCAAACGACAAUAACAAAAUUUCUCGACGAAUCUUCCACAACUCUUCAACUUGUUCGUAGUCAAUUGGAAUUGGAUAAAGAUGAUGAUAAAACAAUGAAUGUUUAUUCACUAAUUGCUUACGAUGAAUACCUCACAAAAUUAUCAACUACAACCGAAAUGACUCGUAAAUUUAAUUUACAUUUGUAUUUUCAAGAAAAACAACAACAAAACCUCGAUAUAGUAGAAAACGUAUGUAGCCAAGUCAACGCCCUCAGUUUCACGUGUGACAAUGAAGACGAAUCAUUGUCAGCGAAUGCAAAUGAAGUGCAAUUAAUUGCACCUGAUUCUGGUAACGAUUUAGAACCAGAAGACCGACAACCAUUGUUUUUAUAUGAAAAAGCAAGUAUUGAUCAUUUUGUUAUUGAUUCUGUAAUCGAUGCUUGUGUUGUUUAUGUCGAUCGACAAUCGUUGUCAUUGAAUUUCUCGAUUUGUGAAAUUAGUAAUCCUUUAAUUACGGCCUUGUUGCAUUUGCAAGUGACCCUAAACGGGAACUGCAAUAAAUUUGAUCGAAUUCCAGGGCCAACUGAAGUAUUUGGUCUUGUAAUAGAGAAUCAAUUGUUUAGGGCAGUUCGAGAAAAUACAAAAGAAGUGCGUGAAAAGUAUUUAGCACAUCUUCUUGAAUUUGGAGAAGUUACAGAGAUUAAUAGUCUGAGUGAGAUGUUCCAUUUGCCAGAGGAAUAUCGAGAUAUUCCAGCGCAAGCAGUUCAAUGUGAACUGGUGUCGGUUAAUGGCAAUGCUGAAUGUGAUUUGCGAAUGGCAUUGUUAAAGUAUGAGUGUACUAAGGCCAGAUUCACUUUGGUUAGGAAGGAUGAAUCGAUAUUGUAUAUGAAUCUGGUUGAGAAUGAAGUGGGUCCGGUUGUACCACCUCGAGCUCCACCAUCAGAAACGAAUCCUUUUAAGAGUAAUGGUUAUGUUGAAGAAGGUGCCAGUAAUCAUAAUCCUAACAAGACGAAUGGGUAUUCACCAGAAGGGACUGUAGUUACACCAUUGAAUGGCUCUUCCUAUCACCAAGAAGCUAAUUCAUCAAAAAUACCAACUUUCAAGGAUACAGGUUAUCCCGAUGAAAGCGCUGUGGCCGAGACCAAUGGACUGACUGAAGCCGAGUUGGAAGAACUCUAUGAAGAACCAGUAGUUCAAACAACGAACGCCUUGAAAGCUGUUAUGGGUUACGUUCCAAAAGAUGAGUCUCGAAUUUGUAAAUUCUACAAUCCGGCAACUAAAAGUUGUUUCAAAGGCAGCAACUGUAAAAUGGAGCAUACUGAAAUCAUGAAAGACGGUUGGACCAAAGACACUGAAGCUGUUCUUAUUGAUGUUUGUGUUCCAAUGGCUUAUCCCAAGAAUGGUACUGUUUUGAGAGUUAUUCCAACUCAUAUCGUAGACGUUUGUACUUUCUAUGCCCAAAUGGAAUUUAGUGAACGCAACGAUAAUCCACUCUUCUGGGGUUCCCGAGAAAUUCCCGAUAAGACUAAACUCAAACGACCACCAUUCCAAUUUGAUAUGGUGUUGGCUCAAUUCACGGAUGGGAAUUGGUAUCGCGCUCAAGUGAUGGACGCCUUUGAGGAUAACACAUUCCGAGUGUUUUAUGUGGAUUAUGGAAAUGAAGAUAUUGUCCCAUUGACGUGUUUGGCUGAGUGGAAUAAGAAUCUAUCGAGUUAUUCAUUCCAAGCUUUCCGUUGUCGUAUAGUUGGAAUUGCAAAUGCAACUAGAAACAAAGUAGACGAAGACAAUGCUCUCAAGAUCAUCGGAGGGAUGAUUCUAGAUCAAUUUGUCUCUGUUCGAGUACUCCAUUCAACUGAUGAGAUGUUGGUUGAGUUUAUGGACAAGAAUUGUGCUAAAUUGCCUGAUAUCUUGAUAUGGCAACGAUUUGCCACUCAAGUUGAGAAAAUUUUAUAAGACUUUAAACAAGAAAAACUAUAAGAAAAAAAACACGAAAAAAAAACUUUCUGUAUUAUGUAUUUUUAUGUUGGCUUUAUUAUUUUUUUUAUAUAAAUUUUUUUGUUCUUUUUUUUUAA
Messenger RNA from Episyrphus balteatus (marmalade hoverfly), 2324 nucleotides. RefSeq lists its product as uncharacterized. NCBI's taxonomy places the organism in Eukaryota, Metazoa, Arthropoda, Insecta, Diptera, Syrphidae. The transcript has 2 exons. The record is from RefSeq and is a predicted model, not a curated record. Gene Ontology annotation, molecular function: metal ion binding. The coding region runs from base 202 to 2205 and encodes 667 amino acids.